Messenger RNA from Macrosiphum euphorbiae (potato aphid), 1524 nucleotides. NCBI's taxonomy places the organism in Eukaryota, Metazoa, Arthropoda, Insecta, Hemiptera, Aphididae. The record is from the annotation of a GenBank genome assembly.
AUGCAAAACCUAUCUAAUGGGCAUUUUGAUGUUUAUUUACAAUAUGAAGAUGAAUUGACUAACUCUGUAUCUGAUGAGUUUGAUAACAUACCCAGCUCUCAGAAGCAUACUAAAAAACGACGGAAGAGAUUUACAAAUAAUAUCAGAAAAAAACAGCUUAUACAAUCUGCUACUAAAUAUCAGCUCAAAAAUAAAGAAGUUCAUAAAGUAGCAGCAGCCAAGUAUAAAAAAAAAAAUCCAGAAGUAAAUAGAGUGCAAGUUCAUAGAUAUGAACAAAAUAAUCCAGGAGGACGAUCAGAGAGGCGAAUCCUUCCAUGGAAAAUAAAAGCUUUUUCCGGCAUGAAAUAUGAAUCGGAAAUAGCUUAUGAGACGGAUGAAACUGUAUCUUUGGGUACUAUGAGUCAUAAAUGCGUAUACUGCGAUGCUCUUAAAUUCAAAGAAGAGGCGCCUGGAAUAUGUUGUAGUGCCGGUAAAGUACAACUUCCGUCUUUUUUACCUCUUCCUGAACCUCUUUACAGUUUGAUUAUGGGGUUCCAUCCUGAUCACAAAAAUUUCAUGGACCGUAUUAGAAAAUACAAUAACUGCUUCCAAAUGACAUCUUUUGGAGCGAAACAAAUUAUCGAAGAUGGAUUUAUGCCCACAUUCAAAGUGAAAGGUCAGGUGUAUCAUUUAAUUGGUAGUUUGCAAGCUUUACCUCAACAAAACCCUCAAUUUCUACAGAUUUAUUUCGUUGGAGAUGAUGAGAGAGAAACACGCUUAAGAUGUAGCCACUUCGCUGAUGUAAAGCAAAGCCUGGUAAAACAAUUACAAGCGAUGUUGCACCAUAAUAACCCAUACAUAAAGGACUUGAAAACCACACUCGAAAGAGUACCUCAAAAUAGUAAAAACUUUGAAAUUAUAAUACACUCUGAUAGAAAACCUGAUAAUGCUCACAGAGGACGUUAUAAUGCACCAACAACAAGUGAAGUAUCAUUGGUCAUAGUUGGACAACAGUUUGAAAAACGAGAUAUUGUGUUACAAAGUAUCAUCAUCAUCAUCAUCCAAGCAAUAAUGUCUACUGGUAUCAUUGAUUUUCAUUGCAUUCUUGGGAGGGACAAUAAAUACAUGAUAAAAGAAAUGUCUGUAGUAGAUGUAGAAACAUGGGCUACCCAACAUUGGAUUUUUAAAAAUUCAAAAUCAAUACAGGAUAACAAGAGUCGUAAGACUAACAAGUGGUUGGAACGUAAUUAUCAUAAACUAUCUCUGGAAUAUGGCGAUGUUGAGUAUGAAGAACUAGGCAGAGUGCUGAAUUCGUUAAAGUUUAGCUUCAUAUACGUUAAAGGCGAUCGGAAAAAACAACUUCUUUUAGAGUAUAUUCCUCACAUCGGAAUCAUCAAUAUUGAAGACAUGGGAUGCCCUCCACUAGACCAAAUAUGUGAUGAAAAAACUUUACCAUGUUGUAUUUUUCAUAUGAAUUUCAAUCCUAAACAAUGUUCAUUUUAUAAAGUAUUUAGCCUAAGAAAAUGGUUUGUAAAUAAUAUGUAA